Anopheles bellator is the source of this 1742-nucleotide messenger RNA. RefSeq names its product gamma-1-syntrophin (gene Syn2). The record is from RefSeq and is a predicted model, not a curated record. Lineage: Eukaryota; Metazoa; Arthropoda; Insecta; Diptera; Culicidae. Gene Ontology annotation, cellular component: dystrophin-associated glycoprotein complex; intracellular anatomical structure. The transcript is spliced from 9 exons. Gene Ontology annotation, molecular function: structural molecule activity; protein binding. The coding region runs from base 42 to 1577 and encodes 511 amino acids.
UCCGCCCGGUUAGUCCGUCUGCCUUUACGCGUACGCAAAAUAUGAAGAUCAACGCCACCAGCAGCAAGAUGGCCACACCGAUAGAAGAGAAAGUUGAUCAGAAUUUGAAGACCCGCACCGGGAUGGUGAUGAUAAGCGAUGGCAAAAGCAAACCGGAACUGGCCAGGCUGCAUCUGUCGAUGGAGAUGAUCACGAUCCAGAAGCAGGACACGACGACACCCGCCCCGACACCAACCAAUGCCACCCAUCCGCCCAUCGAAUCGAAGGAACGGAUGGUACAAAUCACGCGCCAGAAGGUGGGCGGCCUCGGUCUGAGCAUAAAGGGAGGCGCCGAGCACAAGCUGCCGAUCCUGAUAUCGCGGAUCUACAAGGACCAGGCGGCCGACGCAACAGGUCAGCUCUUCGUAGGCGAUGCCAUCAUCAAGGUGAACGGCGAAUACAUCACGGCCUGUCCGCACGACGACGCCGUCAACAUCCUUCGGAACGCCGGCGACAUCGUCGUCCUGACGGUGAAACACUACCGGGCGGCAACACCGUUCCUGCAGAAACAAUUGAGCCGAGAGACACCGGAGUCGGACAAUGAUGCCACGUGUGCGGAGCUGAAGGCGGACGAGAACUGGCGGUCGGUCAACAGUAGCCGGCCGGUGUCGAUCAGCUCCGAGCCGGAAAACCGAUGGAUCGACCUGGUGUCGGUUCCGCUGAUGAUGGCGUACGUUACGCGGUACAUCUACGGCACGGAUAAGCUACGACCGAACGCGUUCGAGGUGCGCGGUCUGAACGGGACGACGACCGGGAUCAUCCACUGCGACGACCUGGCCAUCCUCAGCCAGUGGCUGAAGUACAUCACGGACAACGUGGUCGGGCUGACCAGCCUGCAGAUGAAGCUGUUCAACCGGAACUUCCCGGUCGGCGAGCGGAUCGAGUACAUGGGCUGGGUGAACGAGGGCGUCAUCAACAACCACAUCUCGUGGCAGAGCUACAAGCCGCGCUUCCUGGUGCUGAAGGGCACCGAGGUGAUGCUGUUCGACUCGCCGCCCCUCAACGUGUCCGGGCUGACGAAGGCGAACGUUGCGUACAAGGUCUACCAGACGAUGUUCCGCGUGGUGAAGGAAUCGGAAACGGUCGACUCCCGGCAGCACUGCUUCCUGCUGCAGAGCUCCGGCCACGAGCCGCGCUACCUGAGCGUCGAGACGCGCCAGGAGCUGCUGCGCAUCGAGAACAGCUGGAACGCGGCGAUAGUGACGAGUGUCAUCAAGCUGGGCCGGAAAACGUUCGCCGUUUCGCACCACGGCAAAACCGGGGGCCUUACGCUCGACUGGCAGGCGGGCUUCUCGCUGACCGAGGGCGCCGACGCGGCCAUCAUCUGGCAGUACAAGUUCUCGCAGCUUCGCGGCUCCAGCGACGACGGCAAAUCGAAGCUCAAGCUCCACUUCCAGGACCACGAGACGCGCACGAUCGAAACGAAGGAACUCGAGUGUCAUGUGCUGCAAAGUUUACUGUUUUGCAUGCAUGCCUUCCUCACGGCAAAAGUAGCUUCCGUUGAUCCCACCUUCCUGAGCUCGAUCCAGCAGGCCUAAGGCGGGCACGGGGAAGAGGCCCCCCAAAAGGUAAGGUACCAGGUGGCCAGGACCCCCGGCCCCGGCCCAUCGCCGCCAACAACGACUGAAACCCGGAUCGGACCGAUCGGGAACCGGAGUGUGAGCUUAGGACCAGGACGCGCCACCAGGAGUCACUUCGCAGAG